Tinamus guttatus (white-throated tinamou) is the source of this 1167-nucleotide messenger RNA. The record is from RefSeq and is a predicted model, not a curated record. NCBI's taxonomy places the organism in Eukaryota, Metazoa, Chordata, Aves, Tinamiformes, Tinamidae.
AUGACAGCCAACUUCAUUAAUUUCAAUGAAUUUACAGUGAUUCGUGGUCAGUGCUUAGGAGCUUUAGGCAUGGACCAGGCCCAGUUAACCUGCUGGUUUGCAAAACCUACAGAAGAGAAGACAAGUCUGAGGCCUCAUGAAGAGAUGAAGAAGGCAUUUAUGGCUGAAAUGAAAGUGGAAAACAUCAAGAAGUUUCUUUACAAUUUUACACGCCUUCCGCACCUAGCGGGAACAGAGGAGAAUCUGCACCUGGCAAAGCAAAUCCAAGCCGAGUGGAAGGACUUUGGAUUGGAUUCUGUUCAGCUGGCUCACUAUGACAUCUUGCUUUCUUACCCAGAUGAAACCAAACCCAAUUACAUCUCAAUAAUUGAUGAGCUUGGAAAUGAGAUUUUCAACACAUCAUUAUUUGAGCCUCCUCCUUCAGGAUAUGAGGCUGUUAGAGAUGUGGUGCCACCUUACAGCGCAUUUUCAGCCCAAGGAAUGCCUGAGGGUGAAUUAGUGUAUGUGAAUUAUGGCCGCACUGAAGACUUCUUUAAGCUAGAACGUGAAAUGGGCAUCAACUGUACAGGAAAGAUUGUUAUCGCUAGAUAUGGCAAGAUCUUCAGAGGAAAUAAGGUAAAGAAUGCUGAAUCGGCAGGUGCCAAGGGAGUCAUUCUGUACUCUGACCCUGCUGACUACUGCGCCCCAGGAGUAAAUCCCUAUCCAGCUGGCUGGAACCUGCCAGGUGGAGGAGCUCAGCGUGGAAAUAUAUUAAACCUGAAUGGGGCAGGGGAUCCUCUGACACCAGGUUAUCCUGCAAAGGAAUAUACCUACCGAUUAGACAAAGACAGUGGUGUAGGUCUUCCCAAAAUUCCAGUUCAUCCCAUUGGUUAUCAUGAUGCUGAGUCACUGCUGCGGAAUCUUAAUUUGAGCCAGAAGACAAACAAAUGUUCUGUGUUGGUGCCAGAAAGCGUGUUCAUAAGUACCUUUAAUGAGCAUUGGGAAACAGGAGCAAUUCAGUCCUUGUUCACAAUGCUGACACGGGUGUUCUGCACGGGUCUCUCCGUUAAUACUCUCCUGAACCAGUUGCAGUUUCAGUUCAAGGAACUGAAGAUUCCAGGGACUGUUUACAAGAGACAGUUUGUAUGCAAAAAGAGUUUGAUUGCUGAGAGAGCACUCCCAACAUAA